This is a messenger RNA of Lonchura striata (white-rumped munia), 491 nucleotides long. The record is from RefSeq and is a predicted model, not a curated record. Lineage: Eukaryota; Metazoa; Chordata; Aves; Passeriformes; Estrildidae.
CCGCCAGCCGGGGCGCCGGGCUCGCCCCUCGCCGAGCGAUGUCCAGGAGGAAACAGAGCAACCCCCGGCAGAUCAAACGUUCCCUGGCAGCGAUGGAGGAAGGUGAGGACGCCCCGGUGGGGGACCAGAGCCCCUCGGAGAGGGACGGGGCCACCUCGGACUGCGAGGGCUCGGCUGAGCGCGACGCCUCCAGCCCCCCCGGCAGUGAAGAGUCCAGAGACGCUCCGGAGAGUCCGAAGGAGCCGGAGAAGCCGGAUCCUGGAGAGAACCCCCAGGAGCCAGACCCCUGGAAUGGGCCAGAUGAGCUGGCUCUGGAGGUGCAGGAUGGGCAGAGAAGGGUCCGGACCCGGCGGAGCCUCCCCGAGGGCUUCUCCUGGGGCCCCUUCCCGGGCAGCAUCCACAGCGAGCCGGCAUCGCCGGGGCACGGCCACACGUUUGGCUCCCCUAUCUCCCGCUUGGCGCCGUGUGUCCAGACACCCGGUACAGGAUGA